Drosophila ananassae is the source of this 3809-nucleotide messenger RNA. RefSeq names its product probable E3 ubiquitin-protein ligase HERC4 (gene Herc4). Gene Ontology annotation, molecular function: ubiquitin protein ligase activity. Gene Ontology annotation, biological process: ubiquitin-dependent protein catabolic process; protein ubiquitination. The coding region runs from base 341 to 3556 and encodes 1071 amino acids. Lineage: Eukaryota; Metazoa; Arthropoda; Insecta; Diptera; Drosophilidae. The transcript is spliced from 11 exons. The record is from RefSeq and is a predicted model, not a curated record.
AAUAAGUUGGCAGCGCCAUUACACUUAUUUGUUAGUUUUUUGUUGUUGCGCUUUUGAGUUUUAUUAUAAUUUAUUUUUUCUAGAACAAAAAAUGCAAACGUAAAUUUCUGUUUAAGCGUAUUUAACACGGCAAGGAACACAGGACAAUACUAGAAAGGGCAUGCUAAGUAAUCAAGACCAAAAAGCCAAGAAAGACGGUGAAAGAACCAAAGCAAGAACCUUCAAUCAGAAGCAGAGAUAUCAAAGAAUGUAGCUUAUAAUUAGGGGAAUUCUCGAAAAUUCGAUCCCGUAAACAAAAUUAAAUUUCAUUUGAAGUAGAGGAGUGGGUAACUGAAGAAGAAUGACAGCCGGCACAGAACUCUACUGCUGGGGGAACACCUCCCACGGGCAACUUGGUCUUGGCGGAAUCGAGGACGAGCAGAUUCUUACCCCUAGUCAAGUCCCAUGGACGCCGGACUCGGCCAUAAAACAGGUGGCCUGUGGACACCGACACACUCUGUUCCUGACCUCCAGUGGAAGGGUGUAUGCCUGCGGAAGCAACGAUCACUCUCAGCUGGGACACGAUCUGCCCACCAAAAGGCCACCCUACAUUCCAGACUCAUCCUUUUGCCGCGUAUUUACAGUGCUUAUUCCUGAGCUGCUGGACUAUGUGGUUGUUCAGAUCGCGUGCGGCAGUCGACACUCGAUGGCCCUUUCGGAGUGGGGUCAGGUCUUGAGUUGGGGAGACAAUGACUGCGGCCAGCUGGGCCAAGCCACUGACCAGGAUAUCGUGCAGUUGCCCAAGAUUGUGCGCCAGUUGGUAUCUAAAACUGUGGUGCAAAUAGCCUGCGGCAACAAUCACAGCCUAGCCCUGACAAGUUGUGGCGAGUUGUAUUCCUGGGGCUCCAACAUAUAUGGCCAACUUGGCGUGAAUACUCCAAAGGAAGUGACGCACAGCAACCAACCCGUGCGGCUGACCACGCUGCUGGGGAUACCAGUUGCGGCAAUUGCUUGCGGUGGCAAUCACUCGUUCAUUAUCUCCAAAUCCAGUGCGGUCUUUGGAUGGGGCCGAAACAACUGUGGGCAGCUGGGAUUGAACGAUGAGACUAGUCGAUCCUAUCCCACCCAGCUUAAAACGCUGCGCACCCUAGGCGUCCGAUUUGUGGCCUGCGGAGAUGAGUUUUCCGUGUUCUUGACCAACGAGGGUGGAGUCUUCACAUGCGGAGCAGGAGCCUACGGCCAAUUGGGACAUGGUUUUGGGGCCAAUGAAAUGCUGCCCAGGAUGGUGAUGGAACUUAUGGGCAGCACCAUUACGCAAGUGGCGUGCGGAAAUCGUCACACAUUGGCAUUGGUGCCGUCGCGCGGCAGAGUUUAUGGAUUCGGAUUGGGCAGCUCUGGACAACUGGGCACUAGGAGUACAAAGAGCUUAACGCUACCACAAGUGGUCAUUGGUCCGUGGGUAUCCCCGAGUGGGUCCGCUCUUCUACAGUCCAGCGAUGCGAAGGUCUCUGUGGUCAUCCAUCAAAUAUUCUCUGGCGGCGAUCAGUCCUUCGUGACCACCACUUUGUUUGUGGAUAAAGUGCCGCCCGAGGAUCUAAGAAACUACAAACCCAAGUCCCAGAUCCUUGCCCUAACAGAAGAAGUCACCAAGCAGUGCACUCGUUUCAAGCAAAACGAUCAAAGCGAUCUGGAUCUGCUUAACUCCAUUGAGUUGAUCUUUAAAAGUCAGGCCUGCCUAAAUGCAUCUUUUCUUCUGGACAACGACCGACACUUUGGAUGCUCGGUACGGAAUUACGGAUUGGAUCUGAAGGCAGCUCAAUUGGCAUUCGAUCAUUUGCGCAAUGUGGAAAACGAGAGCAUCAAACAAGUGAUAUGGGAAAACAUUACAAAGGAUCUAAUAGGUUCGUUGGUAGCCUCGCCAGCGGAUGUUGAAAGUAUGCGUCUUUAUCUCCUGCUGCCGCUAUACCACGAGUUCGUCAACUCAAAACACUACAAGUCACUUCAGGUGCCCUUCGCCAAUGCCAUAUUUAAGCUAACGGAGAACCCACGAAAAGUUCUCAUGAGAUGGUUGGCCCAAACGCCAGCGGAUUACUUUGAGCAUAUUGUCCAGAACUUCUUACAUGUAGUUAUUCAUAUUAUAAGUUUUAAAAUGGGAUUGGCGGCCGUAAAUCCCGCUGCCGAGAGACAUCAAAGGCUACUGCCAUACAACUCUGAACUGGAGACUAUCCUGAAAAUGAUGCAGACCCUUUGUCUGAUAAACAAUUUGCGGGAUGUUCGGCUCAACUACCAACUAUUCUACUGGCCAGAUCUCUCUGAUUACGCUGAUGUGCAGCAGGAGUAUGUCAAGUGGAUCAUGGCCGACACUGCCAGCGAAUUUAAUAUUUGCAACUUUUCAUUCCUCUUCGAUCCGUCUGCGAAGACGGCCCUACUCCAAGCUGAUCAGGCGCUGCAGAUGCACUCUGCCAUGGCCAAUGCAGCUUCAAAUGCAUUUUAUAACCUCCUCAAUUAUGGACUGCCGGUUUCACAUUUUAUUGUACUGAACGUGACGCGGGAGAACCUUGUUCAGGAUUCUUUGCGGGAGCUGCAGCGUUACUCGCAGACUGAUCUCAAAAAGCCACUAAAGAUAAAGUUCCAUGGAGAAGAGGCGGAGGAUGCCGGUGGCGUGCGGAAAGAAUUCUUUAUGCUACUGCUCAAGGACCUUCUCGAUCCCAAGUAUGGGAUGUUUAAGGAAUACGAGGAUUCGCGACUGAUCUGGUUUGCAGAUCUCAGCUUUGAAACGGAAAACAUGUACUUCCUGAUCGGCGUGCUCUGUGGCCUGGCCAUUUACAACUUCACCAUUAUUAACCUUCCAUUUCCUUUGGCUCUGUUUAAAAAGCUGCUGGCUAAACCAGUGGAUCUCAGUGAUCUUCGUCAGCUUUCCCCAGCGGAAGCCAAUUCCAUGCAGUCAAUACUCGACUACGAAGGCGAGGACUUUAAGGAUGUCUUCGACUUGACAUUCGAAAUAUCGCGGGAUGUAUUUGGAGAGUCGGAGACUAAGUGCCUUAAGCCCAACGGCAAUGAAAUAGCCGUAACGCUUGAAAAUAGAGAAGAGUUUGUCAACCUGUAUGUGGACUUUGUAUUCAACAAAUCCGUGGAUGUACACUAUAAUGCCUUCCACAAGGGCUUCAUGAAAGUGUGCUCCGGUCGGGUGAUUCACAUAUUCCAGCCGGAGGAGCUAAUGGCUGUGGUGGUUGGAAAUGAAGACUAUGACUGGCAAGCGCUCCAGGAUAACUGUGAAUACCGUGAGGGCUAUACGUCGGGCGAUGAUACUAUCAAAUGGUUCUGGGAGGUCAUCCAUGACAUGACUGAGGCCGAAAAGAAGAGUUUCCUCCUUUAUUUAACCGGCAGUGAUCGUAUACCAAUACAGGGCAUGAAGGCGCUUAAGAUGACUAUUCAACCUACGCCCGACGAACGAUUCCUCCCUGUGGCCCACACCUGUUUUAAUCUGCUGGAUUUGCCAAGGUAUAAGACGAAGGAACGUCUCAAAUAUAAGCUCCACCAGGCCAUUCAGCAAACUCAGGGCUUUAGUCUGGUCUAGACAUCAAAGAGAGAGUUGCCCCUCCAAAAAUUUGACUUUAAAGUGCAGGUAUUUUUCACAGUUUUCCCAACUGGUUUUAGCAUUUCGGGAUUGUUACGUCUUUAAUAAAAACAACAAUAAAAAAACACAUGAAGCACACAUUUAUCAACGAUCAAAUCAAAUAGAACAAUGAUGUGUUAUGGCUUUAAUGUUUAACCCCUAAACUAGUUACCAAUAUCACUUUGUUAUAAUAAAAUCGGAGAUUAAAAAAUCA